AUGACCAAAUCUGAGAAUAGCAGGAUUCAGUUUGAUCCAGAAAUUAAGAAGACUACAAAAAGGUUGAGAAAAGCAACCAAGUUGCAAAAACAGGCCAAUUCGGGAGCCUCUCAACCAUCUACCCGAUCCCCUCUGAGCACCGAAGAGACCUCAUCUUCAACACCAACUGAGCCUUCAAUUGACACAAACCAAAGUGACAAUAUGGCCGCAGCUACUGCCGCUGAAGAGCAACCCCUUUGCAUCACAUACCCAAUACUGAAUGCACCCUUGGAAUUACGAACAGGUAUGAUUCAUAUGUUACCAAAAUUCCAAGGCUUGGAGAAUGAAGACCCUCAUCUUCAUCUAAAGGAAUUUUAUGUGGUCUGUUCAAGUAUGAGACCACAAGGUAUAACUGAUGAACAAAUAAGGUUGGUAGCUUUCCCUUCCACUUUAAUUGAAUCUGCUAAAGAUUGGCUCUACUAUUUGCCCCCAAGUUCAAUCACCACUUGGGUGCAAUUUAGAGACUUAUUCUUAGAAAGAUUUUUCCUAGCGACUAAAGCAUCAUCAGUAAGAAAGGAAAAAUUAAUUGCAAGUUGUCUAAAUCAUGGAAUUACUCCAAAAGAGCUUAAUCUUCACUUUUACGAAAGACUUUUGCCAUUAGAACGAAGAAUAAUAGAUGCUCCUAGUGGAGGAGCCAUUGUAGAAAUAGAACCUGAAGAAGGUAAAACUUUAAUCUCCAAAUUAGCGGCCAACUCUAGACAGUAUGGCCAAGAAGAGGACAUUUUAAGAAAUGCCAAUGAAGUAAGUAUUGCAUCUUUAGAUUCUAAAAUUUCACAACUAACAACUGCAAUUCAACAAUUGGCUACAGGGAAUAAUGCACGAACUUAUGGCAUUUGCAAACAAGCAGAUCAUCCCAAAGAUAUGUGUCCUAUCCUUCAAGAAGGAGAGCAACAGGUAAACGCCAUUGGAGGGUUCAAUGGACAACAAUUCAAUGGACAACAAAGGAAGUAUGACCCAUUUUCAAGCACUUACAAUCCAGGGUGGAGAGAUCUUCCAAACCUUAGCUAUGGGAAUAGACAGCAGAACUACCAACCAAGAACCAACUAUCAAGCUGUAAAAUCAGGUCCUUUGAAACAAACAAGAGUUAUACUCCAACUCGCCGAUAGAUCAAUAGUUUAUCCUAAGGGCGUGUUGGAAGAUAUUUUGGUCCAAGUGGGAAGAUUAAUUUUUCCAGCUGACUUUUUUGUCUUGGAUAUGGAAGAUAACAAUUCAUCCAACUCUACAGAUUUAUUGCUAGGAAGACCAUUCCUCAGCACAGCUAGAUCGAAGAUCAACAUGCACGAAGGCACACUUUCAAUGGAGUUUGAUGGAGAAGAGAUUGGAUUUUCUAGGCAAUUCAAGACUUUAGGGAACCUUUUUGGAGAUGGCCAGCGCCGCCUCCACCGCCAUCCACUUCCUCGCCAGAUGCAACCACACGCCAGCGUUUGCAGAUGUGAUGAGUUAUGA
This is a messenger RNA of Manihot esculenta (cassava), 1485 nucleotides long. RefSeq lists its product as uncharacterized. The transcript has 4 exons. Bases 1 to 1485 code for a protein of 494 amino acids. NCBI's taxonomy places the organism in Eukaryota, Viridiplantae, Streptophyta, Magnoliopsida, Malpighiales, Euphorbiaceae. The record is from RefSeq and is a predicted model, not a curated record.